AUGUACAAAGAGGACAAUGCUGGAAUACCUCAAGAUCUCCACGGGCUUGAAGAGCUCCUGACAGACCAUCAGGAGCAGGGUGGAGGCACAGGUGCGCGUGAAGACACCUAUGUCCUCGCCAUGCCCGAUGGAGGCCACUGGGGCAAGUGGGGGAGUCGGCAAUUUUGACACUAUGGCUGUGCUAAUGCAUUUGUGCUGAACAUGGAAUCCUCCCAGUUUAGAAGUAAAGACACAGCUCUGAAUGGCAUACAUUUGCAUUGUCAAGAUAACUCAGUCAUGGAGUCCUUGAUGGGGGAGUAAGUAGCACUGUGGUUUCUCCCUUGUUUGUCAUGCACCGGCUACCUGAUCUCCUUCUCACUUAGAACAAAGAAGUCCCAAGGAGGAGGUGAUGACACAGCAGCCAACAGCAUCCAGUUCAGAUGCUUAGAUGCCACUGUGCUAGUAGUAUGGGGUAGAUUUGGCCCAUGGAGCAAAAGCUGCAACAUAUGCAGUCUCCAGACCAAGGUGGAGACCACUCAGGGGCUUCAGGAUGACACAAGACUCAACAAUGUGAAGUUCUUCUGCUGUAAAUGA
This is a messenger RNA of Pterocles gutturalis (yellow-throated sandgrouse), 573 nucleotides long. Its product is annotated as vitelline membrane outer layer protein 1-like. Lineage: Eukaryota; Metazoa; Chordata; Aves; Pterocliformes; Pteroclidae. The record is from RefSeq and is a predicted model, not a curated record.